Molecule: messenger RNA, 811 nt
Organism: Aegilops tauschii subsp. strangulata
Lineage: Eukaryota; Viridiplantae; Streptophyta; Magnoliopsida; Poales; Poaceae
Source: RefSeq, a predicted model, not a curated record
UUUCCGCCAUCUCGAGCUCUCCAUCUCACAAGCUCAAGCAUUCACAGUCUACAACAAUCCCCAUCAUCUCUCGCCAAACCGAAAGCAAAGAAACCCCGUAGUAGAAUCUUACGAGCGAAGGAAGCGACCGAGCUAAUGGCCAUGGCACCGCCUGCAUCCGCCGUCUCCUUCUCCCCCCGCCCGUCGACGGGAACGACUUUCCGGCCCCGCGCCGCAUCCGCCUCUGGCUCCGUGGGCGCCGGGCGGGUCCGCGCGGCGGGAGCCCCCGAGGGAGGCAAGUGGUGGGCGCCGCUGCUCGGCUGGUCCGGGCGGGCGGACUACAUGGAGGCCGCGGCACCGGCGCCAGCGAUGGUGGUGGCGGUGGAGGAAGAGAAGGCGGGGAGGUCGUUCGUGGGCGGCCUGACGGAGGAGAAGGCGCGGCAGCUGCGGGCGCGGAUGGUGGAGACGGAGAGCUUCCACGACGCCAUGUACCACUCCGCCAUCGCCUCCCGCCUCGCGCGCUCCACCUAGCUAGGCCGCCGGACAGACCGCCAGCCAACUCGCCGACACUACCAGACAAGCUGAUGUGCCCGUGCGUGUACCUAGUUGUUUCCUCUUACGAUCUGGGGAUCACCAGUCGUCUCUGUUUGUAGCUGUUGUGACGGAGGAGCUUAGAGGAGAGAGGUCGGCAAUGAGAUCUAGUUUUAGGGUUGAUCCAUUCCCUUCAUCUCCCCGGUCUGCUUGUUUUAGAGGCGCAGAUGUUUCAAUCUGAUUCCCCGCAUUUUGUAACAUUCGGGAUCCGCAGUUAACAUGUUGUCCCAGAUCUGUGAUA